Perkinsus marinus ATCC 50983 is the source of this 588-nucleotide messenger RNA. RefSeq lists its product as hypothetical. The record is from RefSeq and is a predicted model, not a curated record. The transcript has 4 exons. NCBI's taxonomy places the organism in Eukaryota, Perkinsozoa, Perkinsida, Perkinsidae. The coding region runs from base 1 to 588 and encodes 195 amino acids.
AUGGAGAUGCAACGUCUUUAUCUAGAGGUUGAAAAGAGGGAUGCCUUCAAUAAGGAGGUAUCAAUUAUGAGGGCGAAAUUGCAGCGUUGGGCUUCUAAAACGGAAAUUGUAGAUGUUGAGGAGAAAGCUAGGGUAAUUUAUGGGGCCGUUAUUGAUGCCGCUCAAGUUGAGGGCAUGAGUAUCGAGUGGCCCAUUAAUCGCCACGAGGAUUUACAUAAUGCUUUGGAAUUAUUCUUGGUUGGCAAAACUGGUGAGAUGGGAAGUGGUGAUGGCUCUGGUGGUGGUGUUAAGGCCGCAUUUCAUGCUUGGAAGGGAACUAUACCCACUCCGAGCCAUGAGUUAUUGAGAAGAUUCUUGAUUAAGGAGCAGGAGAAGGAUCCUUUAUGCAAGGAAGUUCGCCAACUGUUGAAUGAAGGAGCGGACUUGUCCAAGAAAUGGUCGGUAUCUCCCGCAGUGUUCCACUAUGGUGAGAAUGUCUUCCUCCAGAAUGGUGUACUGUGUAAGAAGGAUCCUGUGGAUGAUGAAGAUGAUGUCAGAAUAUCAGUACUAACACUAUCUGCAGAGUUAUUGAAACACAAGUUCUGUUAA